GAAAGGACCGCUUUAAAAUUCAAGGAAAGUUCAACUUUGAAUACAAAGAAACAAACUUGAUCGCCUACCUAUUGAUGAAAGUAAAAGUUUUAAGUCAUUGAACACCGCUAGUUUAAGAGUUGUUGUAUCGAGUAAUAUGUAAAAUUAUUGUUAAACGGGACACAACUAUGAAAGAUGUCUUCAAUAAACGAGCGUAAGAUCAGGGAUGUGCGCGACCUGUGGAACGUCAACAAAGAGAUAGACCAGUGCGACCGCGAGAACCACCCCAAAGUCGACGCGGACCGACACAAACACAAAUACAAAACCCUCGAACGGCAUCUCAGCAUGAAAAAAACCAUCCGGAAGAAAAUGAUGCGAGACCUGAGGGAGAUCGGCGACGCCACCGAAGACAACAACAGCCAGAAUCAACCAGGAGGGUUUUUGGACCAGAUCAAGAACGACCAGCCACCCCCCGCGAACAUCGACAAACCGAGUCUUUGGAAGAGACUCACCAAAGGUUGGGGCCAUUAGCCGCUAUUUCUUUAACGGGGGGGUUUCAAUUCGGAUUGUUAGUGAUAGCUUGUUAGCUUUAAGGAUAUGCUGUUCCUAAAAAUUGGUCGUCGUGCGACCCGCCGAUUCGACAAUCCGUCUUAUCGCUGAUAAGGUUUCGGUGGACGACGGUUCUGUGGUCUUAUUUAAUUUUAGGUGUUUCAGUUUAACAGGUCUUUUUUUAUUUUAGUUUGAUUGCCCAAAUUUUAUUUAUUGUGUUACCAGGUCUAUUUCUUUGUGUGUAUAUAUAUUUUUUUUUUGUCAAAACUGAUUUUAUUGAAACAUGUUUGCAAUGGAUAAUAUAGUUUGUAUAAAAUUGUUCUAAUAAAAUGUUGCUUAAAUCGA
This is a messenger RNA of Aethina tumida (small hive beetle), 873 nucleotides long. RefSeq lists its product as uncharacterized. Bases 175 to 510 code for a protein of 111 amino acids. The record is from RefSeq and is a predicted model, not a curated record. NCBI's taxonomy places the organism in Eukaryota, Metazoa, Arthropoda, Insecta, Coleoptera, Nitidulidae. The transcript is spliced from 2 exons.